GCGGCCAGUGUCUUUCGGCAAGAGAGAGCGUGGAGACCGUGUCUUAGUGGCGGUCGCAUUGAUCCAGCGGCAAGGACUCUUGCGGAAGUAGAUUAAAGACAGUAGUGAAACACGAAGAAUACUGAAUGUGGUGAUUGGUGUAAUCGAAAUCGAAGCCAGCUCUUCCUCGUGAUGGGGAGGCUGUGGAGAUUUCUGCGGUCGUGUCGGCUGCGGUGGAGCCUGGCGCUGGUCCUCUGCGUCGUAGGCGUCCUCAACCUCCUGCGUCCCUUCGACCAGGGAUCUAGGGUGACCUCCAGGAUCCUCAUGGUGCACAACUCAGGCAGCUCGAUGAGAGAGGGCACACUCUCGCACCUGAGGACCUCGAUGGGCGAUGGCAGCACCAGGAGGAAAGUGAUCGUUUUGCCACGGCUGCAGGGCCACGGGGAGAUGACCUCGCCGCCCGCGGUCAAGAAGGAGCUAAGUCUCGGGGUCAAGGAGGAAGAGAACUCCGCCCGGGAGGUUCUCGACGGAGAGGUGACAGGGAGGGACGGGGCGACGCAAGAGCAGAGGGACGGGGGCGGCGCGGACAGAGCAGGGGCAGAAGACGUGACUGCGCUCAAGGGCGAAGGACACCCCGAAGACGCCAACGCCGCCCAUGAGAUUCACUCCGGCGAGCCAGAGAUCAAGCAGCCACGGCAGAGGGUGGAGGAAGAGACGAAGGAUGAGGAAAAUACCCAGAAGGAACAAGAAGACAUCGAGAUGAGCUUCCAUCAGCUCCCGCCGCAGCAGGGAGAAGACGGAGCCGUGGCAGCGAACUGGAGAAACCUGAGCACCGAUGAGCUGGGCAGGCUGUCCGUGCUGGGGCGGCGGCUGUACCUAGGCGAGCGCACCGGCACGCCCAAGGCAAGGAACUUCACCAUCCUCAUGUGGAAGACAGGGCGCAGUGUGGAGAGGCGCUUCCUCAAACAGUACGGCAAGGAGAAGAAGGACCCCUUUGCGCAUUGCUCUGUCAGAAACUGCGAAAUCACGUAUGAGGACGCGGCCGUCAACACCGCCGACGCCAUCCUGAUCCACCUGCACCGCACGAAGGGCCCGCAGGAGUUCCCCACCCGCACCAAAGCUUCGCAGCGCUGGAUCUGGCUGUCUGACGAGAGUCCGUACCACACCUUCAUGGUCGCCAAGGACAAGGACCUCAGCCAUUACAACGGGUACUUCAACUGGUCCAUGUCCUUCAGGAUGGACAGCGACAUCCCCGUGCCCUACGGAAGGACCAUCAGACUCGCAGAAGGCGAAGAAUCCAAAGAUAAAUUAGAUUAUUUCAGUACAAAAUCGAAGACCGUGGCCAUCAUGGGAUCGAACUGCGGCGGUUGGAAUAACAGGUGGAAGUAUGUGAAGGAACUCCAGAAGUACAUCAAGGUGGACGCCUACGGGAAGUGCGGAACUUUCAAGUGCCCGGGACACUUCACCAAGGACUGCACGGACCUCAACGAUUAUAAAUUUUACUUGGCCUUCGAGAACGGUGAUUGUCGAGAAUAUAUCACAGAAAAGGCCUGGUGGAAUGCCCUUGGCAAGGGAGCAGUACCUGUGGUGAUGGGAGGACCUGUGGAGUUCUACAGGAAAAUCCUACCUCCGAACUCCUUCUUGCACAUCGACGACUUCGAAACACCCAAAGACCUCGCGAGGCAUAUGUUAGCGCUGGCCACAGAUCGCCAGGCCUACAACCGCCUGCACGCCUGGAGAUCGAAGUACCGGAUCGCCAACGAGCAUGGGUAUUUUGGGUCUCCAAUUUACCAUUACUGUCGGAUAUGCGAGGCCCUGAAUUACAACGAUCCGAAGCCAAAAGUCUAUAAUCGGAUGCAGGAAUUUUGGAAUAAACAGACGCAGUGCUUCCCGCCGACGUGGAAUGACAGGUUAAAAAGGACAGAGGGUUGAUUACGGGGUUUUGUGUAAGCUUUAUCAUCCUUCAUUCUGUGUCUACCGAUGUAUAUAUAUUUUUUAUUUGUCUUUAUCCUCUUCUCUCAUAGUCUUCCUUUUAUCUUUAUGUAGAGUAAUUCGCCGCUCUAGUGAUUCAAAGAAGCCGAAUUAUCUCGAGCAGUGUUACCCAGCCAAACCGUACAGUCUGUAUAGUCAGAGUCUGUUCUCGUUGAGUGCAGACCCCUCACAUCCAUGUUCGCCACUCCAAUUUCCACCCCUGUAUCUGAAACACACGACCCUACCCACGAUUUGCAGCUGGGGAGUGAAGGGGACUGCAAGACGGUAGAGAGAGUCACGGUUAAAACUCUUUGUCUGUGAUUCGAAUUCCGUCUCGAGUGGCCAUAUCAUGUGAUCCUGGUUGUUUAGGAUAGAAGGGUGUCAAUGCCCCAUUCACGACGCGACUUUUGUCCGUGACUACCUCAUUGCUAUUGUAGCCGUCACUGCCCAACUUCCCCUAAUACAUCCAUUGCAUUCAAGUAUACUCCACCAUUUUACUCUCAAGAUCUACGACACAUAUUUACAGUAUAGUUUUUUUCUCUUUUUUUGUCAGGAAGUCUCCUCUCGGGAAAACAUUUCUCUUCACAUAUCAAAGUACCUUUACACACUGUAGUUUACCUUACAAAGAUGUGUAUAAUUUAACUAUAUAUUUUUACUCGUGACUCUAUGGUAACAGGUAAUAGGUAUGGGUGAUUAAAUAAUGAUAAUGAUACUAUUACUAUUGGUCACUAUAUUUUGGUAAGUAAACGAUGUACAUACGAUGUUUCGAUAUUCUCCAGUUCAAACCACCGUUUCUUUCUUUUUUUUUUUUUUUUUUUUUUAAACCUGGUCCGAGCAAUGUUAUGUCUUUUUCUUCAUUUUUUUUUUUUCUCUCCUCAUUUCUUGGUUCAGGUUUGUUACUCUGUAUACUGAAGCCACCAAUGACUAGAUAAUAGUUAACGAAAAGUGCUCGUGUGAAAGUGGACAGAAAAUAAUUAUGAACGGUCGAACAAGUAAUUGAAAAAGGCUGUUAGCUGAAGUAAAAAAAAAAUAUAUAUAUAUAUAUAUUUAUAUAUAUAUAUAUAUCUUUGCAGAUUAAGUAAGACAAGAAGUGAAAUGUUUGAACAUAAAUGCAAUGCGGAAUGAGCUAGCCUUGUGACUGUAAUAUUUGUGUCAGUGUAAGGGGCGUAACGUCAUCCUUGAAACUACGAUAGUCGCCUUCAUGACUGACGAAUCUUUAUAUAUAUAUAUAUAUAUAUAUAUAUAUAUGGUAAACUUGUUCCGUCGUAAUAACAUAUUCCGUGUGUGUGUGUGUGUGUGUGUGUGUGUGUGUGUGUGUGUAUUGGAUUACGGUUGAUCAUAUAUGAAAAAUAUAAGUGCUUUCGUGCAGCGUUUUAUGAUUUGACACAACUGUAACGUUUUCAUCGAUGCCUUCAUGUACCCGCUCAGUUGCUCACCAUUGUUCAAGGGAUGUUGCCAGAAUAGUUUUAAGGUUAUUUUUAUUAUCAUCAUUGUGACUUCCUUUUUUUCGGGGGUGGGGGUCCAGCACGAGUCAUAGCAUCUCUUCUUUGUACUUCGAUACGUAUUCUGUGAUAUUUAUAAUCUUAGGGAAAUGUUAAUGUAUUUCAAGCUGAUUGUGUUCUGUUGUAUGGUGCUUGCAUCGACGAUCUUUUUUUUUUUUUCUUUUCUUUUCAUUUGUAAUCCUUUGAUUGAGAUCACACGCAUGUCACUUCAUUAUUGUUUUCACAUGCAAAGGUAUCAUCAAAAGAGAACUCAACAACAUAGCACGUAAUACAUCAAUCUGUAUUUUUCCCAAAGCAACAUAUCAGUAUUUAGACAUGGGGCCACGAGGUACAUGUCAAAGAUCUUUUUUUUUAUGUAUUUCAUUCUUAUUUCAGGCAUUUAGGUCGGUUGAAAAUGUAUGCUGUAUUUUGAUAGAUAAUUUGUACGUGGAGGACGUAUAUGUAUAAAAAAAAUCAAUAAAAGAAAGAAUUA
Penaeus chinensis is the source of this 3924-nucleotide messenger RNA. RefSeq names its product glycoprotein 3-alpha-L-fucosyltransferase A-like. The transcript has 4 exons. Bases 172 to 1911 code for a protein of 579 amino acids. NCBI's taxonomy places the organism in Eukaryota, Metazoa, Arthropoda, Malacostraca, Decapoda, Penaeidae. Gene Ontology annotation, cellular component: membrane. The record is from RefSeq and is a predicted model, not a curated record. Gene Ontology annotation, molecular function: alpha-(1->3)-fucosyltransferase activity.